Molecule: messenger RNA, 5882 nt
Organism: Molossus molossus (Pallas's mastiff bat)
Lineage: Eukaryota; Metazoa; Chordata; Mammalia; Chiroptera; Molossidae
Gene: FOCAD
Product: focadhesin
Exons: 44
Biological process (GO): regulation of post-transcriptional gene silencing
Source: RefSeq, a predicted model, not a curated record
GAUGAAACAGAACAUACCUUCCAGAUUCUGGUGAGAUGUGUAGAAAUCCUUAGGACCAAGAACUGGUAGUUGAGAAGCUAAGCAGGUGGAAAAAUAAGGAAGAUACAAAUAUUGGACAGCAGAGCAAGAAUCUGUACACAUACACGUAAGAGAAGAAAAAAAUGUCAGAUGAUAUCAGGAAAAGGUUUGAAUUUCCAAAUUCUCUUAUCCAGUCACAGGCCGUGGGUCAUCUUAUUGCUGCAGUUCUAAAGGAAAAUGGUUUUUCAGAAAAGAUUCAUCAAUCCACAGAUCAGACUCCUGCUUUGAACUUGCUGUGGGAGAAGUGUUGCAGUGAUAAUGUCGUGGUUCGGACAGCCUGCUGUGAGGGUCUGGUGGCACUUGUUAUGCAGGAUCAGGCGGAGUUCAGCUAUGUUCUCAAUGGGAUACUCAACCUAAUUCCAUCGACCAGGAAUACACAUGGUUUGAUAAAGGCCAUUGUGAAAUUGUUACAAAUGCAAGCUGUUAAGGAAGGACAAGCCGGGGAGAAGAAUAUUCAGAAUAUAUAUUCUGUUAGACAUCAUCCUCAGCCUUUGAUCACUGUGCUUGAACACAGACCUGAUUGCUGGCCAGUACUUUUGCAGCAGCUGACAGCAUUUUUCCUGCAGUGCCCUGAAAGGUCAGAAGUUUCCUGCAUCAAAAUAAUGACACCAUUUCUAUGCCAUCUAUAUUGCAGACCAUCCCAGUUACAAGAAUAUGCUAAACUUUGACUAGCCCUGCUAAAAGUCUUACUUCAACCCUGGGUUCCAUGUGACAAAGAACAGCCAUUGGUAUUGGAACAACAGAUACUUCAGUUGUGUUGUGACAUGGUUCCAUGUUUGCAGGUAAGGCCUUCCAUCCUCCUCCCCUAAGACAUGCUGUCUAUUGAGGAAGUUUAUUUAAGCCUUUCAUGUCAUCCUGUUUUCUGAAAAAUUCAGCUGACCCUUGAACUGCUGUGUGUUUCUGAAGUCAGCUUAAAGAUAACCAGGAAAUGCUCAUCUUUAAUUCACCUUUUGGAGAACAGUGUUGAACUUCUGAAGAAAGAUUUUCCCAUUGAACCGGUCAUAAUUGGAAUGGCUUCACUACUUCUACAGACUCCAGCAAGUCAGCAGAAGCCAAUCUUGAGUCUAGCUUUGAAGCUCCUCUCUUUUGCUGAGUGUCAAAAAAUUCCAAAGUCAUCCUUGCUGCUAGUAAUGCCAGUUCUGCAGAUAUUAUCUUUUACUGCCUUGGACAACUGCAUAUCCAUAGAUGAAGAUGUUCCCUCGAGGCAGCAGUUGGCUCUGAAACUUUUGGAAAUGGUACAGCAGGAGAGCUACAGAGACAACUGUCAACAGCUGUCCUGCAAGCUUGCGUUCCCCAUUACCAGCACAUAUGGCUCAAUAUUUACAACCUGGAGGAUCCUUGAAGUAUUGCGAGAAGAGUCUGCAGCGAGUGACUGGUUGGCUUCAGUCGAGUCCUUGCUCCCUAUUACUACAGUGAUCCCUGUGCACGUGUUUCUUCUGCUGGUUCACCUCCUUGUUGAAGAUAAAGGACAAAAUCUUCGCCAAAUACUGAAGGUCACUACAGAAUUAGCACAAGCAGAUUCCUCUCAGGUACCAACUUUGAUUCCAGUUUUGAUGUUCAAAUUGGGAAGACCACUGGAACCUGUAUUAUACAUUAAUAUCUUAUAUACUUUACCUACACUUGGUGUUCACAAGGUGUGCAUAGGACAAAUUCUACGAGUAAUCCAACUUCUUGGAACCACUCCACAGCUAAGAGCUGUCACUUUGCGCUUGUUGACAUCUUUGUGGGAAAAGCAGGAUCGCGUCUAUCCUGAACUGCUGCGGUUCAUGGCCAUGUCCGAUGUGCCCUCUCUGUCUGUGGGCAAGCAAGUCCAAUGGGAAAAACUGAUCUCUAAAGCAGCAUCCAUCAGAGACAUAUGCAAGCAAAGGCCGUAUCAGCAUGGCGCAGACAUGCUGGCCGCUGUUUCCCAGGUGUUGAAUGAAUGCACUAAGCCUGACCAAGCUACCCCAGCAGCCUUGGUGCUGCAAGGUCUUCAUGCACUCUGCCAAGCCGAGGUUGUUUGUAUUCGAUCCACUUGGAAUGCUCUCUCCCCAAAACUGAGUUGUGACACGAGACCUCUCAUACUGAAGACCCUCUGUGAACUGUUUUCUCUGGUUCCUUCCUUAACAGUCAAUACAGAUGAAUAUGAGAAUUUUAAGGUUCAAGUCCUCAGCUUCCUCUGGACUCACACUCAAAACAAGGACCCAGUUGUAGCAAAUGCUGCGUAUCAGUCUCUGUCUCACUUCAGUGCUGAAGAGCACACGGUUCUUCAUCUGCCUGAACAGAUAAGACCAGAAAUUCAUCUUCCUGAUGAGGUGGAUGAAGAUGAUGAGGGUGAUGAGAAGAGCAUGGAUCUGUCCAUUUCUGGCUCUUGCUACCUCAAGCUGUUGUCGCUCACCUCGCCUUUGGUUUUACCAGCUUUGGAGGAAUUUUUUACAUCGCUUGUGAAGCAAGAAAUGGUGAAUAUGCCCCGUGGGGUAUAUCACUUGGCAUUAAAAGGAGGUGCCCGCUCAGACCACGGAAAGACGGUAGCAGGAAUCCCCAAUUUUGUAUUGAAAAUGUAUGAAACAAACAAGCAACCGGGUUUGAAACCUGGCCUUGCAGGUGGCAUGUUAUUUUGUUAUGAUGUUUCAAUGUAUCAGAGUAAAGAUGGCAAACCUUUGAAUCGACUGAUGGCCAGUAGAGGGCGAAGUUUCAAGCAGACCUCACUUGCUCUAGUGCAUGAGGUCCACAUCCAGCUUUCAGAGUGGCACCGCGCCAUCUUCCUCCCGCAGGCCUGGCUGGCCUAUAUGAACCGAGCUUACCAUGCCAUUUUACAGGGAAGAAUAGCAGAGCUGGAGUUGCAGUUAAAACAUGGAAAAGAAGGCGCCGAGGAGGUGCAGUCCAAGAAGAGUACAGCCUGGCUCUGGGUUCGAGACAUGUUGACCGAUGAGAUCACCAAGUCAGCUGCAAAGGACAGCCCCGUGGCCAAAGGCAAUGCCCUGUUAGCCCUAAGCAGCCUUGCUGUGGUCGUAUCCAAACAUGAAGCCAGCCUCUCCUCAGACGCCGACGGGGCCCUGGAGGUUCAACCUAAUUUCCUUUCCAUGAAAGAUUGGGUUUCCAUGGUGUUUGAGACUCUCCUGGUCAUUGUGGAUAGCCACUACCAACCCAGAGGACGGCUUUUCUCCUGCUUUUAUUAUAAAUCCUAUUCUGGUGAAAACACAGCUAGUGCCAUCGCCCGCUCUGCAGCCGCCUCGGCUUUGUCUCUGCUUGUGCCAGUUUUCAUUAUCUGUUGCAAGGAGAAGGUGGAGGAAAUCCUGACCACGCUGACUGCCAGGUUACCUGGGAAACCGAGUGCUGAUGAGUCUCAAGCCGUGCAAAUCCACGUGGGCCUUGCUCUGGGGAUGUUUCUCUCUCGCUUGUGUGAGGAAAAACUCAGUGAUGUUUCUGGCCAACAGAUGAACCUGCUUCUGAUGAAGUCUUUAGAUGCCCUGGAAAACUGCUGCUUUGACACCAGUCUUGAGUACAACACGGGCAGUAUCCUGGGAGUUGGACUUGCUCUGUCCCUCAUGAGCCACAGCAGCCAAACGGAGUCGCGAGUUCACGUGGCAGUGUCUCUCCGGAAGCUCUCUGCGUACCUGGAGGACAGUGGGGACCAGAGCAGAACCUUUCAGGAGGUCCUUGCCUAUACCCUUAGCUGUGUGUGUACAGCAGCAUUCAGUACUGGAAUUAUUGAGGCUGCAGAGGCUGAAGAUAUUAUGAACAAGCUUCGACUGUUGGUAGAGAGCAACCAGCAGACUUCGGGUUUCGCCUUGGCAUUAGGAAACGUAGUUCAUGGUUUGUCUGUGUGUGGACAUGGAAAAGCUGAAGAUUUGGUCAACAGACUGCUCCCUGCCUGGAUCAGGACUGUUCUAACAGAGGGCACUCCCACAAUGCUUUGCUUGGCGGCUCUUCAUGGCAUGGUGGCCUUGGUAGGCUCAGAAGGGAAUGUAAUGCAGCUGAAGUCAGAAGCCACUCAGACCUCUCGUUUUCAAGCCAGACUUAACGAAGUCAUUAGGACCUUAACACAGGUCAUCAGUGUGUCUGGGGUGAUUGGUCUUCAGUCCAAUGCAAUCUGGCUUCUAGGACAUCUUCAUCUAUCUACUCUGUCCUCAAAUCAAAGUAGAACCUCCGUUCCUACUGACUAUAGCUAUUUGCCAGAAAGCAGUUUUAUUAGAGCAGCCGUUGACUUCUUUGUGAUGGGAGGAAAAAAAGGUCCUGAGUCUGUGCCUCCUUCCCUUCUCAAGGUAGUGAUGAAACCCAUGGCAGCAGUUGGCAAAAGCUACCAGUACCCUCCUGUGAACUGGGCUGCACUGCUCUCUCCACUCAUGAGGCUAAACUUUGGUGAAGAGAUACAGCAGCUGUGCCUUGAAAUUGUGGUGACUCAGGCGCAGUCGUCCCAGAACGCAGCUGCACUGUUGGGACUGUGGGUGACGCCCCCGCUGCUCCAUGGUCUUAGUCUGAAUAUCAAGAAAUACCUCCUGGUGUCUGCACCUCUGUGGGUCAAACAUGUCUCUGAGGAGCAGAUCCUGGGUUUUGUUGAAAACUUAAUGGUGGCAGUUUUUAAAGCAGCUCCCCCACUUUCCAAUCCUGAGUUAUGCCUGAGCGCCUUGCAGGGUCUGAGCCAGGCCAUGAAACUGCCCAGCCCUGCCCACCACCUCUGGAGUCUGCUCUGCGAAGCUACUGGGAAAAUUUUUGACCUUCUGCCAAAUAAGAUUCGGAGAAACGAUUUAGAGCUGUACACCAGUGUGGCCAAGUGCCUCUCGGAAAUGACAGAUGAUGAAGCCACGCGGACUGCCCCGGUUACUGAGAGCAGCAUAGAAAAGGCUGCCUUUGUCAGACUGUACUUGAUCUCUCAAGGACGGUUCCCCUUGAUGGGCUUGAAUGAUAUGCUCAGUGUCGCUGUUCAGCACCAUGAAAAAGACACACUGGCUUGGAUGAUCCUGCACAGCUUGUACCAGGCACGGAUUGUGAGCCAUGCCAACACAGGUGUGUUGAAGAGAAUGGAAUGGCUCUUGGAACUGAUGGGUUAUAUCAGAAAUAUUACUUACCAGUCCACAUCUGUUCGGAACGUGGCUCGUGAUGAGGCCUUGGACUUCUUGUUGCUGAUAUUCGCAACCGCGGUGGUUGCCUGGGCAGACCAUGCUGCCCCUCUCCUUCUCGGUCUCAGUGCCAGUUGGUUGCCAUGGCAUCAAGAAAACCCAACUGGGCCUACAUCAAGCUUCCUUGGCAGGAGUCCAGUGCACAGGGUCACUCUGCAGGAGGUUCUUACUCUCCUCCCCAGUAGCAUGCUUCUGCUGCUGCAGAAAGAGCCAUGGAAGGAACAGACCCAGAAGUUCAUUGACUGGCUAUUCAACCUCAUGGAAAGCCCUAAAGAAGGCCUCUCUGUAAAAUCCAGGGAUCUUUUAAAAGCCACCCUGCUGUCCUUACGAGUUCUCCCCGAGUUUAAGAAGAAAGCCGUAUGGACCAGAGCGUAUGGUUGGUGAAUAGCUCUGCCUAUCCAACUGCAUCUCAGCCGGAAUAGGAAAAGCACACCAGUGGAAGAAAUGUUUCAGAAUUUGUGUCUGGGAUCACUGAGACACAAUGCGGAGAGUUGAGGGUCAUGACUGGGUGGCAGGUAACUGACAUUCUGAACCAUGAAUGCCAGGAGAGGGGGUGCUGCCUCCGCACCCAGGCCUGCGAGACUGAAACGAGAACUUGAACUUUCUUUUAUUUGGCCACAGUUCAAUCUGAAGAUCUUCUUUGUGAAAUUUUGACUAUAUCAUUUCCUCCCCCACAGAAGUCUAGUAAAAUAAUCUCAUAAAUUU